AUGAGAUUUGUUUCGAUAUUGUGUCUAUUGGGAGCUGUUCAAGCAGACUAUGCUAGCCAGGUGGUCCAGGAGUACACUCUGAGCACUGCAGCGGUUGCCCCAGCUCAGAGCUCGUUGAGUUCUAGCGACCAGGAUCUGAUCAAGCAAAGUGUGGCCGAUUUGAAGAAAAUCAGCAGCAACUCGACACUGAGCCACUGUGACAAGUGCAAAGAGCGUCUCAGCUACGGCAAGAAGCUGGCCCAGAAGCGGAUCGACCUCGUUCCCAACGUGUUCACCCAGUGGUGCACAGAUACCGGGCUGUACAACUCGGACGACUGCGGCCACCAUUUUGGCAGAAAUACUGUUGAAAGAAAUAAUAUGGGCUCUAAUUUCGCCGAUAUGGUUUCGCUGAUGGACCCGACAACCUACGACGGCGAGUACUACUGCUACUACAUGGAGGACCAGUGUGACUUCGUCGAACCACCAAAGAUCGAUGCCUCGCACCUUUGGAACGGAACCAAACCCUCUAAAUAUAACGUUGCUCCCGAACCGGGUAAUGAGACAUUUUAUGUUCUCCAUGUUUCCGAUUUCCAUAUCGAGAACGACUACGUUGUUGGAGGAGAGGGUAACUGUACCGGGGGCAUGUGUUGCACGCCAACCUCGUGGAACAGAGACGCUAUUCCUAAGGGCUACCACUUUUCUGACGGCGAGCUAUUUGAGAACGGACCAAAGGACGGCUGGGACUUUUACAAUUCCACGUACGACGGCACUUCGUACCAGAAAGGUUCGUACAUCGGGUACAACGAGUCGAACUGGUCGCCGGCGUUCAGCUACGGCCACUACAAGUGCGACGCUCCGGAGCUGCUGAUCAACAGCUCGCUGCGUGCUGCCAUGAAGUACGACAAGAAGCUGAAUCUGGGCGUGGAGUUUGCGAUCUUCACGGGCGACCUGGUGGACCACGACGAGAACAACCAUGUGACGUUUGACUCGGCACUGAAGGCAGAAACCACUGCGUUCAGAGACUCCAAGACAAUGCUUGGCAACAUCCCGAUGUACUCUGUGCUUGGCAACCACGACAGUUUCCCGUACGCGCAGGUUGCACAGAGCAAGUACGGGUUCUCGAACAAGUUCGACUGGAACAACGAGCUGAUGGCCGAGAUGUGGCGCGACUACGGCUGGAUCGACUACGACACGGAGCAAGAGGUCAAGAGCCACUAUACCGGGUUCAGUGUCACCACGAAGCGCGGACUGAAGGUGAUUGCGCUGAACUCCAACACCUGGCACAUGCAGAACCAGUACGCGUUCAUCAACAUGGUGAGCGACUACGACUCGUUUGGCCAGUUCAAGUUUCUUGUGGACGAGCUCUUGGAGUCCGAAAAGAACGGCCAGCGAGUCUGGCUGAUGAUGCACGUUCCUGCCGGCGAGGACAUGCUCCCGACCGCGUCCAACGUGCUUUCGCAGGUGAUUGAGCGGUUCUCCCCGUACACAAUUGCUGGUAUUUUCAAUGGCCACACCCAUAGAGACGAGUUCAAGGUCCUGUACUCCAACUUCAACGGGUCCAACACGGACGCCCAGACGGCCGACAACGCCAUUGCACACACGUGGAUCGCCCCUUCGGUCACCACGUACACCGAGUUGAACCCCUCGUUCCGUUUCCUAGAGGUGGACACCAAAACUCACUCCAUUAUGAACGCAUACACUUACUACCUCAAGCUGAACGAGACGUUCACCAACAACGGGACCGAGCCCGAAUGGCUGCUGGAAUACGACGCACGUAGCGCAUACGACAUCAACUGGCCAAAGUCGUCGCCAUUGAAUGCCACCUACUGGCACGAAGUUGCGCAGCAGGUGAAGACGUCGAAAACAGCUCUGCAAAAGUACGAAAACUACGCGACCCGGUUCUCGCCGUACACAUACGACUGCUCGAGCUCCGACCACUGCGAACAAUUCUACUGCUAUGUUUCGACCUUCUCGAUCGAUCAGUACGUCAACUGCUGCAAACACUAUGGAAUUAGCAGCGGCUUCUAG
Molecule: messenger RNA, 2007 nt
Organism: Ogataea philodendri
Lineage: Eukaryota; Fungi; Ascomycota; Pichiomycetes; Pichiales; Pichiaceae
Exons: 1
Coding region: 1-2007 (668 amino acids)
Molecular function (GO): hydrolase activity
Source: RefSeq, a predicted model, not a curated record